AUGUCUUAAACAAGAACAAGUUCCAAACACAAAAGAAAAAGUGAAACUCGUUUUCAAUAACAAAUUAAUAGUCUCUUAAAAAAUGUAAGUCAUCCACCUUCCCCGCUCUCUAAACAGUGGAUUAAGGAUCGAGAGGGAGAAUAAAAAAGUUUGUUUGAGGAAGCCAAAUAAUGCGAAUUUAAUCAUAAAAACCAAACACUAACAUAGUUAACAGAUAUUGGAAAGAAAUUAUCCAGAAUGAAAAAGAAGUUUAGAACUUUCAUUACUGAUGAUAAUCGAAAAACACCAGUUUCAGAGAAUAAAAGCAGAAAAUCCACGAAGUCAAAGAAAAGUUAAAGUAAAAAGGGGAAGAGUUCACGUAGUCAAUCAAAAACCUAAUUAAAAAGUCUAGAACAAAGCAGAAGCAAAUCAUCAAAAAAAUUGAAAAAGUCUUUAAAGUCAUCAAACCUUUAAAACACUCCAAAACUUAUUCAGAAAACCUUUGAGACUAAACUUGGAAGUUUCUCUAAGGAAAUACAACAAUAAAGAGAUAGUUCAAGACGUAAUGUGAGAAUCUAAGACUCAAGAAAUUCAAAGAAUACUGUUGGUAGAACUUCAAGUUCUUCUCGUAAAGUUGGUUCUUCAAAAAAAAAAAUAAAAAAUCAACGAAUUGAGUCUCCUUAUGAAGAAUCAAGUUCUUUUACAGAUUCUAGCGAUACAAAAGAAAUUAUGAAAUUAAAAAUGAAUCCUUCUACUGCAUAAUCUAGAUAUGAGGUAUUUAUGGACAAUGACAAAAACAUAAAAGAAUUUGAAACAGGAUAAUUUAAUAAAGAAGAGAAUCACUUAUUAACAGCUAAACUGGAAUCUGUCACAAAAGAAAAACUAUUAAAAGAAUAUAGGAUUUUGUACUACAGAAGUAAGGAAGUGAAAAAUUUACUUACGGAGUAUUAUGAACAAAAUUUACGUUUGACUUAAGAAAUCAAUGAAUUACAAUAAAUCAUUUAAGAUAAACAACUUGAAAAUAAAUAAGCCAGAAAAGAAGUAAAAUCUCUAACAAAAGAAAUGAAAAUUAUGCAAUCAGAAUACAGCACUAAAUUAGAUCAAUUGGGAAAAUCUUACUAAUAGUAAGAAAUGAAUAGUGUCCCAUUAAACAAUUUUGAAAGAUUAUAAUAAGAAAAUGAAAAAGUUCUAAUUGAAAAUGAAAUGUUAAGGAAAGAUUAUAAAGCUAUUUGUCUUAAAAUUCAGCAAUUAGAAAAUGGAGUCUAUUUAAAGAGAUAGUAUGAAAUACCAGAGUAAGAGAUUUCCUAAAGAUUUCAAAGGGAAUUAGAGUCAGUCAAAGAUUAAACAGAUAGGAUAAAAGAAGAAAAUAUGAAAUUGAAAUUUCAAUUAGAUAGAGAAUAGAUUUCUAAUAGAGAACUAUCAUAGUAAAUCUAAUAAAAGAAAAAUGAGCUUGAUGGAAAUACGGAACAAAAGUAAUAUGAAAUAUAAUCGUUGAAAUCUCAUUUAUAAACGGCUAAUACAAAAAUUUAGAAACUAGAAUUACAAUUAACUUAAAUGAAGUACCAAUUGAAUUCAGAAUAGGAAUAAUCAUUUUAAAUUCGUGAAAAAAUCCUUCGAUAAGAAGAGGAGUUAAGAAUAUCUAACCUGAAAAUAGAAAACAGAGAAAAAGAAAUAAAUGAAUAAAGAUCAAAAGAAUUGAUUUUAAAGAAAAAGAUAUUAGAUUUAGAAUCUAAAAUUUAAAAUCAAACACAAUUGCCUUAAUAAAAUUUCGAACCGAUCAUUACAUUCAAUAAACCAAAAAAUUCUGAAUCAAUUAUUAAUAAGGAAUUAUAAGUUGAGCGGUAGAUAUUAGCAAAAACAUAGGAGUAAUUAUUAAGUAUUUAAGGAGAAAAUGAUCAAUUAAAACGAAAUCUUAAAUAAAUUGAGUUCGAAUUAUAAUUUGAAAGGCAAUAGAAUGAAUAAAUCAAAUUAAAAUUCUCUUAAUUGUAAUAGGAAAAGGAAUUUACAUUUAAAAGAGCCUAAAAACAAUUUGAAGAAACUGAAAGCAAUCGUUUUAAGGAAUUCUAAUUUACUGAAUAACAAUAUAAAAAUCAAGAAAACUAAUUAUUAUCUGCAUAAUAAAGAAUAAGUGAAUUGGAAAAUGAACUUAGAACAUAUCAUAAUAAGGAGUAAGAAUAUAAAGAUUUGAUAAAUGAUCAAUAGAUUUAAAUCGAAAAAUAAUAAUUAAAAUUAGAGUAAAAUUCAACAAAUUUAAGUGAACUUUCAAAUUAGCUUAAAACAGUUGAAAAUGCAAAUAAAAUAUUGGAUGAAAAUAAUAGACAAUUAAAAAUACAAACAUAAUAAUUAAUAAAAGAUUUAGAACAAACUGAUAAGUAAAAGGAUAAUUACAAAAAUAAAUACCUUAAUAAUGUGUACGAAAACAAAAAAAUAUUGGAUUAAUAUCAUGAAAAAGAAAAUAAUCUGAAACAGACAUAUACAAAUGAGUUGGAAAAAGUGAAAUGUUAAAAGGAGUAAUUAGAAAAAGUGAAGAAUCAAGAGGAAUCUUAGCGAUAAUAAAAAGAUAAAAAGCUAAAAGUUAUAAGUGAACUAUAGCAAAUGAUAAAAGGACAUAAAAUGGCUUUUGACAAAUGA
Messenger RNA from Paramecium tetraurelia, 2610 nucleotides. RefSeq lists its product as uncharacterized. The record is from RefSeq and is a predicted model, not a curated record. The transcript is spliced from 4 exons. Lineage: Eukaryota; Ciliophora; Oligohymenophorea; Peniculida; Parameciidae.